CAGAGUGACGCUUUGAAUUCGCAUUCACACGUUCUGCACGACAUCUCACAUUUACGAUGAAGGCUUUUGUGAUAGCUGUGACAGUUCUCUUUCACUGUAUACAAGGGCAAGAACCAUUUUGUCAAUCUCACCCUUCAUGUUCUGAAUGUAUAAGGAGUCCUGGAUGUGCGUGGUGCACACAGACGGACUUUUUAAAAUCAGGCGAGUCUAAUGAACGGCGCUGUGAUUCUGCCGAGUCUCUGAAGGCCAGGAGUUGUAGAGAGGAUAAUGUGAUCAAUCCUGGAAAACAUCCAUUGAUCCAUGUAAAGAACAGUGACCUCAGCAACGAUGUUGAAAAUGUGGUCCAACUCAAACCUCAGAAUAUCAACAUUACACUCCGAGUUGGAGUUCCAUAUGAAUUCUCAAUUGAGUUUAAGAGGGCUCAGGGUUACCCUAUAGAUCUGUACUACCUGAUGGACCUGAGCUAUUCCAUGAAAGAUGAUCUGGAGCAAAUUAAAACUCUGGGGCAGAAAAUCCUCAAGAAGCUGAAGGACAUCACAGAGACCGUCCGAAUCGGUUUCGGGUCUUUUGUUGAUAAGGAGAUGUUGCCAUACGUCAGUCAGGUGAAGCAAAGACGUCAGAACCCCUGCCCCAAUCGUAUAGAUACCUGCCAACCAGCUUUCAGUUUUCAGAAUGUCCUGCCAUUGACUAACGAUGCCAAGGAGUUUGAAAGAGAAGUUAGCAAACAGAAAAUCUCUGGCAACCUGGACUCUCCUGAGGCUGGUCUGGAUGCAAUAAUGCAGGCUGUUGUCUGUAAGGAGAAGAUUAGAUGGCAUGAUGUGAAUCGGAUUCUGGUUUACACAUCUGAUGAUACUUUUCACAUGGCAGGAGAUGGACGACUAGGUGGUGUCUUUAAGCCACAUAAUGGACAGUGUCAUCUUAAUGAGAACGGUUCCUAUAAUGGAAGAGCCUAUGAUUACCCAUCAGUGGGCCAUGUAUCUAGCGUUCUGCAGAAAAACAAUAUUCAGCUCAUAUUUGCUGUGACUGAGGGCAUUUAUCCAGCAUAUAAGGCAUUGAGUGCACUGAUUCCUCAGUCUGUGGUUGGUGUAUUAAAGAAUGACUCUAGUAAUGUUGUUGAUCUCAUCUCUGAAGCCUAUGGGAAUUUGUCGUCCACACUGGUGUUGGAGCAUGAGGGAGCUCCAAAAGAACUGGAUGUGUCCUAUAGUUCUUCAUGUAAAAGGGAUCAGGCAGAUACUGAAUGGAAGGAGAAAGGAGAGUGUCAAGGCAUCAAGCAUGAGAAGAUUAAGUUCCGAGUACGAUUGAACGCAUCUGCGUGUCUGAAGGAGCCUCAGACAUUUCGGAUCAGAAUGCAAGGUAUCAGUGAGGAAGUGAAGAUCACAGUGAAUACAGAGUGUCACUGUGACUGUGGUGCUCCAGAGGAGGCUUCUAAACACUGUAACAGUACAGGAACGCUCUCAUGCGGCGUGUGCAGCUGUGAUGAAGCGUAUUUGGGUCAGCACUGCGAGUGUGUGCAACAAAGCGAUGCGGACUCUACCAUCAACAUGCUGGCGUCCUGUCGGCCUGACAACAGCUCUCUGGUGUGCAGUGGACACGGCACCUGUGAGUGUGGCAAGUGUGUGUGUCAAGGCCACUACAGUGGGAAGAACUGCGAGUGUGAUGACAAUAGUUGUGAAAACCAUAAUGGCAAGUCCUGUAAUGGACAGGGAACAUGUAAGUGUGGAAUAUGUGAAUGUAAAGAAAACUACACGGGGUCUGCUUGCGAGUGCUCGCCUAGCCAAGACAAGUGUAUUAAUGACAAGGCGCUUUGCAGCGGUCAAGGCAAAUGCACUUGCAACCGUUGUCAGUGUUACACAGGCUUCUUGGGAGAUCACUGCUCUACAUUCAUCAACGCUUGCAUGCUGUUUAAGGAAUGUGUGGCAUGUCUUGUAGCUGGUACUCCUGAUGCCAGUGUCUGCGCUGAGAAAUGUCUGAAUGCUAAAAUAUUUCGCCUUGAUGGCACUCAUGAGCUGCAUUGCACAUAUCAAGAUGCCAUUUCCUACGAAGUAGAACUUGAUGCUAACGGCAAAAUUAUACUUCGAUAUGCAGACCUGCCCCGGUCCAUUGAUAAGACUACAGUUAUAAUUGGCAGCUCUGUGUCAGGCAUAAUUGUUAUUGGCAUUAUAAUAAUCAUUAUAUACCGUGCCUUGCUGGAACUGUAUGACUUGAGAGAAUAUCAGAACUUCGUCAAAGCACAGAAACAGACCGAAUGGAACGAGGUCCAGAAUCCUCUUUUCAAAGGUGCCACAACAACGGUGAUUAACCCUUUGCAUAUGCAAAACGAGGAGAACGCAUAGCAACAUUCUGAAAUUAUUUAACAUUCUGAAAGAGGAUUCAUCUGAAACAUUAAUCUCUUGAAGUUUGUUAUUGUAAUAUCUUGUUUUAUUUUUUUUGUCUAUUGUACAUCUUACACUGUGCAAAUUGACACUUCUUUAAAAUGUAUAUUCUAAGCUAGCAAUAAACAUAUUGCAGUACAGGAGAACAGGACUGUUAUAAAUAUGGUGAUGUAUUUUAUGCAUAUUAAUAUGUAUGCUGAACAAAACGCCUUGAGUUUCUCUUAUGAGAGCUGUCCAGGUUGUUGUAAAACUAAACAACUCUAUCUAAGAGAAAUUGCAUUUUUAAGACUUUGUGUUAUGUUGUUGAAAAAAACAUGAAAGUUAACCACAGUUUAUUUUUCUCAUUGAUCCAAAAUUACUUUUCUGUAUAUAGAAUAUUUUCUAGAUAAAAUUC
Messenger RNA from Rhinichthys klamathensis goyatoka, 2766 nucleotides. RefSeq names its product integrin, beta 7 (gene itgb7). The record is from RefSeq and is a predicted model, not a curated record. Gene Ontology annotation, molecular function: integrin binding. The transcript is spliced from 16 exons. Gene Ontology annotation, biological process: cell migration; cell-matrix adhesion; integrin-mediated signaling pathway. The coding region runs from base 57 to 2333 and encodes 758 amino acids. NCBI's taxonomy places the organism in Eukaryota, Metazoa, Chordata, Actinopteri, Cypriniformes, Leuciscidae. Gene Ontology annotation, cellular component: integrin complex; cell surface; focal adhesion.